Messenger RNA from Magallana angulata, 1317 nucleotides. Its product is annotated as putative nuclease HARBI1. Lineage: Eukaryota; Metazoa; Mollusca; Bivalvia; Ostreida; Ostreidae. The transcript has 5 exons. The record is from RefSeq and is a predicted model, not a curated record. The coding region runs from base 55 to 633 and encodes 192 amino acids.
UAAUAAUAUUUUAUCACAGGAUUCCCGGGUGUUAUUGGUUGUGUAGAUGGAACAAUGAUAAAAAUUGUAUCCCCGUCAGAAAAUGAAGCAGAUUAUUUAUGCCGUAAAGGCUUUUAUGCGCUCAAUGUACAGAUGACAUGUGAUCCUCAGUUUAGAGUGUUGGAUGUCGUUGCAAAGUGGCCAGGAAGUGUGCACGAUGCUCGAAUUUUCAGGGAAUCCAACUUAUGCACACUUAUGGAAGAAGGGCAUCUAUCGGGCUUUUUACUAGGAGAUUCUGGAUACGGCCUGAAACCAUAUCUCUUGACCCCGUAUAUGGCGGAAGAUGCUCCUGGAAACAGACGCUAUAAUGCAGCACAUUGUAGAACAAGAGUCACGAUUGAGCAAACAUUUGGGAUUUUGAAAAAGAGAUUUCAUGCCCUCCACUGUGGCCUUAGGACAAAGCCAGAAAGAGCGUGCAGAAUAGUGACAGCAUGUGCAAUUCUCCACAAUAUAGGUAUCCAACGGAGGGACAUUAUGAGAGACUCAGACUUGACGAAUGCAGUUGAUGUGGCCGUGGACGUCCACGUUAGGGUUCCAGAAGACGCUGUAGGACGCACCGUGAGGGACCACGUGAGAGAUACAUACUUCUCAUGAUAGUCUGUUUACCUGGACGCAUGAAUGACAGAGGUCAUUCGACCGUGCAGAGUGCAGCGCUUAGACAAGGACGUACUUGUACACGUGCCGGGGGCAACAGAGCAGAACCGUGAAGACCGCUACCUGGACGCCAAUCAAGGACACAGUUACUGGUGAACCAACACUCUUCUCGAUGAUCUACUCACUGACCAGGACGUUCUGACAAUUGUUGUCAUUCGAGUGUGGCUAAUUGACAGUUAAACUAAUUACUACACAUGGAUACUAUACAAAGACUGUGUAAACUUAUUUUAACGACUGGAUCUUUUAUGGACAGUUUACGAGCUUCAAAAGUAAUGACCACGUUAAUUCCCACGCAUCAGUGACAAGGGGGCGUUUCUAGUGACCGUAUAUACGAACUGACAUGGACAGAGUGAAGCAGUCCUCAACCCACCACCAGUGAGGAACGGUCUCCCUCUGUUGUUACACCCGGCUUCCCAAAGUGUUGUCUGACUUUUUAUUAUUAUAUUUUUCAUUACUCUUGUUCAGUGACCCUGACAUUCUAAAAGACUUUAAAUUAUUGUCAACAAUUAUUCUUUGAUUGUAAAAUCCUUAAUUGUUUUUCUUUAUUGUUUUUGCCUUAUUAUUGUAAUUAUUCAAUUACUAUAGUAUUUUUGUUAACUCUAUUAAAGUAGUAUUUUAAUUGGA